This is a messenger RNA of Sinocyclocheilus rhinocerous, 1010 nucleotides long. Its product is annotated as FA complementation group L. Lineage: Eukaryota; Metazoa; Chordata; Actinopteri; Cypriniformes; Cyprinidae. Gene Ontology annotation, molecular function: ubiquitin protein ligase activity. The transcript is spliced from 12 exons. Gene Ontology annotation, cellular component: nucleus; Fanconi anaemia nuclear complex. Gene Ontology annotation, biological process: protein monoubiquitination; interstrand cross-link repair. The record is from RefSeq and is a predicted model, not a curated record. The coding region runs from base 14 to 964 and encodes 316 amino acids.
UUGUUGCUGGCAAAUGAAACGGCUACUUCAUGGAUAUCAACAUAUUGUGAAGCAGAGGUUACAGCAUUCAGCUAAUUUGAUGGCUUUUAUCCUGGAACUCAGGACAGUAUUGGAAGUGGCAUUGAAGAGCCAACCAGGAUGUCAGUCUUUCUCACCACCUCAGUAUUAUUCCCAGCUGAUAACAGAAAUGGAGAUCUUAGGAUGGGAUAAACUGCUCUUCAUCGAUGCAGAGUUCCGCACACUCAAGCUGAAGGCAGAGGACUCUGCAGGUCGUCAACACGCCAUUGCAGUCAAGCUCAAGUCCAAGUAUCCAACUGAGGCCCCAGAGUUUUCUGCAGAUCUCCCUGUUCCAUUGGUCAUCAUGUGGACCUCUCAGAGCACUUUAGCCAAUGUCCACAGUCAGUUCCUGCUAAAUGUGGAGGCUCUGUCCGAGUUCUGGUCGGUGCUGGAUGAGAUAGAUGAGCAGACAUGGGUACUGGAACCAGAAAAACCCACAAAAGCAGACUCCAUGAGAAGGAUCGCCAUUGGAAACAAUGUCUCAAUAAAGGUACAAAUUGACCCCAGACACCCCAAAAUGCUGCCGGAGUGCUGUUUGCUCGGGGCUGAGCACGUUGUCACUCCUUUAAGGAAUAAGUUGAAUGCUAAUAUGCAUUUAUGGAACCCUGACUGCAGUGUCCUACAGAAUAUGAAGGAUGUGUUGGAGAUAGAAUUUCCAUCACCUACCACCCACGAAAAAUCUAGUUUCAGUGUUGAAUGUGGCAUCUGCUACUCUUAUCGACUUGAGUCAGCUAUUCCAGAUCAGGUCUGCAAUGACCCGCGCUGUGGCCAGCCUUUCCAUCAAGUGUGUCUUUAUGAGUGGCUGAGAGGUCUGCCCACCAGUCGCCAAAGCUUCAAUAUUGUGUUUGGAGAAUGUCCUUACUGCAGCAAGCCCAUCACUGUGAAAAUGGUCACAGGAAACGCUUAACAAAAUCUGUUCAUUCAGAGUAGGGGUCAAGUGUCAUUACGGCUCC